Messenger RNA from Oncorhynchus nerka (sockeye salmon), 2674 nucleotides. RefSeq names its product R-spondin-2-like. Bases 590 to 1327 code for a protein of 245 amino acids. The record is from RefSeq and is a predicted model, not a curated record. NCBI's taxonomy places the organism in Eukaryota, Metazoa, Chordata, Actinopteri, Salmoniformes, Salmonidae. The transcript is spliced from 6 exons.
GGAGGGAGCCUCGGUGUUGUGUGAGAGGACCUAGGCAGCUAAAUAGCAUGUGUCAUCUUCAUUAUCUAAAAUAAUAAGAAAAAAUACUUCACUCUGGUCAAGGGGCUUCUAAUUCUGAGCAGCCCCACAGAUCUAGAGAUAUCCACGUGACAGGAGCAGCUAUAUGAGAAAGCAACCCAAGCAUCAGGACCAGUAGUAACCUACCACUUCACCUCCGCUCGAAGCGCAGAUGCAGACAAUCUAGAGGAGAAUCUACUGGCUUUGUAUCCUUUGCUUUAAACCCCAAGGUAAAACGAGACGUCUGAAUGGUGUAGACAAGUUUGUUGAAGUGAAGAAGGACACGCUUUCACCGGGGAAGCAGGUAUUAUCGGAAUAAAACUCGCGUGCAUCUCAGGGAGAUCACUCGGACCUCUGUUCUCUUUAGACUAACUUUUCAUACAAGAGGUGAUGCUGUAUGCUCCAAAUCCACUGUGGCUUUCUGAAGUGGAUUUAGACUGUCACAUAUGCAGAAACUGGAGGACACGAACCAGAUAAUUCAUCCCAAACACCACUGGCACUUCUUAUUCGAGUCGGAACACCAGCCGUCCAGAUGCAGUUUCGACUUUUCUCAUUGGCUUUAAUCGUGUUGCACUGUAUGGAGUACAGCAACUGUCAAACGCAGUCAAAUCGCUGGAGGAGGAACAAAAGAGCUAGCUAUGGAGUGUACCCCAUCUGCAAGGGCUGCUCGGUGUGCUCCAAGGACAAUGGCUGCGUGAACUGCCAGCCCAAGCUCUUCCUGUUCCUGCGGAGGGAGAGGAUGAGACAGUACGGCGAGUGUCUCCACGCAUGUCCGAUGGGAUACUUUGGCAUUCGAGCUCCUGAGAUCAACACGUGCUCCCGGUGCAGGAUAGAUAACUGUGAGUCCUGCUUCAGUAAAGACUUCUGCACGAAGUGCAAGGCAGGGUUUUACCUGCACAAAGGGCGCUGCUCCGAGAAGUGCCCCGAGGGCUUUGCGCCCCUGGAGGACACCAAGGAGUGUGGAGAGGGCUGCGAGGUGGGCCAGUGGAGCGAGUGGGGGUCUUGCACCAGGAGAAACAAAACCUGCGGCUUCAAGUGGGGUCUGGAGACGCGGACGCGGCACAUCGUGAAGAAGCCUCCCAAGGACACGAUACCCUGCCCCACCAUCGCUGAGUCCAAGAGAUGCAAAAUGGCCAUUAGGCACUGCAGGAGAGGAGGAUCAGGGAAGCAGCGACCCAAAGAACCAAAGAAGUCCAACAAGCAGAGGCUCCGGUUCCAGGCCCAGAACCAGCAUAGUGACCACCUGGCCUCCAUGAGCUCCAGCCAGUAGAGGACUGAGUCCCCCCCCAUCCCUUGGAACCUAAACAACACAAAGCUGCUAGCUGCUGCUCCACAAACCUCCACCCCACCCCCCACCCCAGCACACAGUCACACUACACCAUAUUAAUGACCCUACACAUGUCUAUGGUUGUAGUAAAGUACACAUAUGCCCUCUGUCUCUGUCUCUCUCUGUCUUCUGCUGCUUCCCUCGUACCGCAGAGUACCGCAUCGUAGUGUGCCACUGACAGAUCAGCCAAUCAGCUCCCCCCUUUUGACCCCACUGUGACAUCAUAGAACUCAUAGAAACACUCGUUCCUUUUGCUCACACGCCAUGUACGUCUGGGGAGAACAAACCAACGAGGGAGACCGACACACACCGACUGACAGACGGAGGACGCGAAAGAGCCGGAGAAUGAGGAAUGAGAUGGAUGUUGAUAAUAGUGGUGACGGCCCAGCGAUGGGGGCUAUGGAAGACGCCAAGACGACGAAUCUGACGGAGAGAGGAAGAGCGUGCGAAGAGAGAAUGAGAGGAUGAUCAAGAGAAGAGGAGAGAUUUGGCAGAAGGGUGACGGCUAUUAAGUGACAUCUUGAAAUAAUUGAGACUUUUCUGUAUUUAUUUCAAAGCAAACUCUUAUUUUCCCUCAUUGGAGGCGGAGUGUUCCAUGUAUGGCCUUUUUGUUCAUUGUGUACAUUUUUUGAGAGUCAUGUUAAGAAAUACCAUGCGUAGUUGCAGUGUAUUUUAUUCUCAGCACAAAAUGUUUACGUCCAGAACCCGCUUUAAUGCUCUAACUGUAUGCUGUGGAUAAAGACAUGUUAGUUGUUCGAACUUAGCAUGGCAACAAACUUAUGUGUACAUAGUUGAUGAGUUCAUCUAAUUAUAAAACCUAUUACUGUAUUUUCGGUAUUGACUCCUCCCAGUGUUCUAAAUGUUUCAGAGAAAAGGAUGUAAUACCAAGCUACAGAUUCAAAAAAGACUGAAAACGAAAUAAUAAACAUAGCCAACACAUAGCUAUUACAUUUAUAUGGUAUAUAUUUGAUUUAUUUAUUGAUUCUAUUUUGUACUUUUGUGUUCGGUGACAAUUUUGUCUCGUACUGUUACUCCUCUGUGCUGAAAUAUGAUUUGAAUCCCACAAUACAGAUAUCCUUAAAAGAGCCUCUUGUUUGUGUCUGGUCAUGCGAAACAGUUUGAGUGUUGCAUCGCGUUCAUGUGGUCUCAUCUACUGAUUUCAAUGUUUCAAAAACGGCAAAAAUAAAGUGCGUACUUUGUUUGACAUUCCUUUAGGUUUGAUAUUCAGGGUUCGACAAAUAUAUGGUCAUAGGACUACAUAUGUGUUUGAUUAAAAUACAUUUCAUGUGA